GGACCCGGGGUGGGGGGAAAGGACUCUGUGAGGGAGCCGGUGGAAGACUAUGGGGAAGGACCAGGAGCUGCUGGAAGCUGCCCGCACUGGAAAUGUGGCUCUGGUGGAGAAACUCCUGUCUGGCAGGAAAGGAGGGAUCCUGGGUGGUGGAUCCGGACCCCUGCCCCUUUCUAAUCUGCUAAGCAUCUGGCGAGGCCCCAAUGUAAACUGCACAGACAGUUCGGGUUACACUGCUUUACACCAUGCAGCCUUAAAUGGACAUAAGGACAUAGUUCUCAAACUACUUCAGUAUGAGGCAUCAACAAAUGUAGCAGACAACAAAGGCUAUUUUCCCAUUCACCUGGCUGCCUGGAAAGGAGAUGUAGAAAUUGUGAAGAUUCUUAUUCAUCACGGACCAUCACAUUCUAGAGUCAAUGAACAGAACAAUGAAAAUGAAACUGCGCUACACUGUGCAGCUCAAUAUGGACACUCAGAAGUAGUUGCUGUUCUCCUAGAAGAGCUCACCGAUCCUACCAUCAGGAACAGUAAGCUAGAAACACCUUUGGACCUGGCAGCACUCUAUGGACGACUUAGGGUGGUCAAAAUGAUCAUCAGUGCACACCCUAACUUAAUGAGCUGCAACACUAGAAAGCACACGCCACUACACCUUGCUGCUCGGAAUGGCCACAAAGCAGUUGUUCAGGUGCUAUUGGAAGCAGGGAUGGAUGUGAGCUGUCAAACAGAAAAGGGGAGUGCACUUCAUGAAGCAGCUUUAUUUGGAAAGGUGGAUGUUGUGAGAGUUCUGUUAGAAACAGGAAUUGAUGCCAACAUAAAGGAUAGCUUAGGUAGAACUGUCUUAGACAUUCUGAAAGAACAUCCAUCUCAGAAAUCUCUCCAGAUUGCAACACUCUUACAAGAAUAUUUAGAAGGUGUGGGAAGAUCAGCAGCCCUUGAAGAACAUGUACAUGAAGAUACAACACAAGAACUACAUAUUUCAUCUCCUGUUGAAUCUCCUUCCCAAAAGACUAAGAGUGAAACUGUGACUGGAGAAUUAUCAAAACUCUUGGAUGAAAUAAAACUCUGUCAAGAAAAGGAUUAUUCUUUUGAAGAUUUGUGCCACACAAUAUCAGACCACUACUUAGAUAAUUUGAGCAAGAUUUCAGAGGAAGAACUUGGGAAAAAUGGAAGCCAGAGUGUAGUAAGUAAGGGGGGAAGGAAGACAAUGUGUCUGUCUUUGCCAAUUCAAUGUGUAUCUAAAAGGCAGGGAUUUGUGCAUUAUCCUAUCUUCAGAUUCUGCCAGUGUCAAAUGUCAAAUUCCCUAUUGCUCUUUUCCUGAUGUUCAUUGGUAUUUUACUCUCACUGCAUGUGUAGGGGAAGGACUGCUUUGAUAAAUCACUGAUAGUUUGUGAUGAUCUUGCUGCUGUUGACUUGCUUAAUACAUGAAAUCAUAGUUUCUUUGAUUAUGUUCUUUAAGUCUCACUGGGCAUGAUGAUAAUUGGUUUCCAAAGAAAGAAAAAAAAAUCUUCCUUUGUCUUUCUUCCCCAAGUUCUCUAUGAAUUUAGUCUACCCCAUCUUGAUUAAAGACAGAGCUGGGCUAUGUGUGUAUGUUCCCCAGUCACUCUGUAUGUUAUGGUAGGAGAGAGAUAUUUUGGAAAAUUUGACCUCCGUAGUUUUAUAAUCUUAUUCAAAUCCCUUAUGCAACCUACAAGCUCAGAAUCUAAAUCAUGAGUUAGAGAUUACUGAUCAUUUGGAUUUCUAUAUUAACACAACAGCAAGAAAAACUAUAGAGCAUCAAUCAGUUUAAAAUUAAGGUUUGUAUACCUAUUUUGUGUCAUAUAGAGGUAGGAUUUAUAGGGUGUACUGGUAUUAAAGGAAAUGCAUUAUUAUAACAUGAAAUCUUUACUCACUUUUAGAACUUAAUUUGUUAUAGAAACAUUAUGCUUUCUUCAAAAGCUAAUAAGAGUGUAUUGUGUUAAGUAUGUCAUAUUAUUUAUGAAAACUAAAAACAUUGCCAAGUAUAGUGACUAUAAAGAGAAUGUUUACUUCAUUUAACUACUUACUGUGUGCUGACCCUUGUUUCCCAGCAUAGUCUAGCUCCAUGGCUGGUCUUACUCCUUUUGUUUUGUUUUUUGUUUUUUUGUUUUUGUUUUUGUUGCACUGUCUUCUUUAAAGCAUUGUAUUAUUGGCUCCA
Lynx canadensis (Canada lynx) is the source of this 2170-nucleotide messenger RNA. RefSeq names its product ankyrin repeat and sterile alpha motif domain-containing protein 1B-like. The transcript has 8 exons. Gene Ontology annotation, cellular component: cytosol. The coding region runs from base 50 to 1315 and encodes 421 amino acids. Gene Ontology annotation, molecular function: protein binding. NCBI's taxonomy places the organism in Eukaryota, Metazoa, Chordata, Mammalia, Carnivora, Felidae. The record is from RefSeq and is a predicted model, not a curated record.